GGAGAGGAGAGGAGAGGAGAGGAGAGGAGAGGACCAUGGGCCCUUGGAAUCGAGUCAGCGUGGCUAAAUGCCAGAUGCUGGUCACCAGUGUCUUUGUGUUGCUGCUGGGCCUCUUUGUGGCCAGCAUGGCAGCUCUCACCUACUUCGGGGCCCAUUUUGCUGUCAUCGGCCACGCGUCCCCAGAGGACACCCCCUACGAGGCCAUGCACCGCUGGCUCUUCUACGCAGGGAUCGGCCUGGCCGGGCUCCUGACCCUGGGGGCUGUGCUGAGUGCCAUAGCCACGGUGAGAGAGGCCGGGUGCCUCAUGGCAGGGGGCUUCCUCUGCUUUGCGUUGGUGUUCUGUGUCCUGACGCAGAUGGCCUUCUGGAGGUUCCACAACCCUGCCCAGGUGGAGGACGCCGUGUUGGACAUCUACGACCUGGUGUAUGAGCAGGCAGUGAAGAACCCUUCCGGCACCCAGUGGCAGGAGUUGCUGGCCAUCCAGGACACGUUCCUGUGCUGUGGGAAGCGCACCCCGUCCAGCCUCCUGGGCAGCUCAGAGGCUGACCUGUGUCUGGGAGAGCAGGCCAGGAGACAGGACUGUCUGCAGGGCAUCAGGAGCUUCCUGAGGACACAUGGACACAUCGCCUCAACCCUGGCCAGUGUGGGCCUGGCCUCUAUGGUGUACGCAAUGCUGCUCAGCUCCUUCCUCUGCUUCGCCAUCCGCUCCGGCCGCAGCUUGGACCGCAAGGGCACAUACACGCUAAGCCCACGGCAUCCUACCCGGCCCCUCCACAUUCUAGAACAGCCUCAGUCCAUCUGCUUCUCAGAGCCCGUGGCUGCCAGCCCCAGGAGCCCAGCUUCUUCAGACGCUUCCAGGAGGAACUUGCACUUCAUCACCUGUCCGAAGCAGGUGCUCUGCAUGACCGUCUGGGCCCAAGCGGAUGCUCGGAUGGCCCUCGGCUGCUCCAGGACAACUGACACUGUGGUUCAGCCACCUGUCCUACCCCCUGUCCACCCACAGAGGCGAAGACGCCCCGGCCUCAGCCCCCAUGUGAUCCUCAUGAGGCAGAUGUGAGCUGUGCCCUCCUCAGGGCAGUGGGAUGGGGACGGGGAGGCCUGGCCAGACAGGCGGGCUCCAUGUCAGCAGACGGGGUCAAGGGUCGUCCACACACUCAGGUGGAACCGGCUGGGAAGUGCGUCAGAACAGGAGAGCCAGACUGCAGGCCUGACAGGGUCCUGCUGGGAGGCAGCAUGUCAGACCCAGGGUGACCUGAAUCCACGUCUCGGGCCCUGGUCCUUGCCAGCUGUCAGCAGGGGCCCAUUCUCUGCUCCUGAGACCACCCCUUUCCCUCUCACGUGGCCCAAUCUGCAAGGCUGCAAUGACGUGCUGAGUCCUUCUCAUGCUGAGAAUUUCUCUGGUUUCCCCUCUCUUACUUGGAGAGCAGAGGCUGGAGAACACACUCUGUUCUCAAAGGCGCAUGCAGCAACCUGAGCCCACACAGGUGACGUCCCUAUCUUAAGGGGAAAUCGUAUCACAUCUCCAGUGACACCGUGUGCACAGGUUCCAAGGAUUAAGGCAAACAUGGAGGGGGGGUGCAUUUUAGAAAUUCUGCCUGCCCCAGCCACUCCCACUGGACACCCAGACCACCUCUGAUGAAUUCUAACUGUCCCCGAGGGUUUGCCUCCUUUGCUCAAAAUCCACAGUCCUGAGUCAAACACCUCUUUUGGCCCUGCCGAGGCCAAGGCCUAACAAGCUGAUGAAGGAGAAGGGGAUAGUGGGACCCUUGUAACUCCAUAGAGGGGGCAGGGCUGCCCCCACCAAGACCAAAAGGGGGGGGCCUCCAAAAUAAGAAGAGCCAUUCUGUGAUGGGCAGCCAAAAAGGGGACAGAGUGAUAAACACCCAGUACAGUCCACCUCUCGUGGUUCCAAUCACACACACGCUUCUUCCUACACUUGCACUUCCAAAACCGAGAAUGUCCCCAUCUAACACAGAGCAAGGGGCACCCUUCUAGCUGAAGUCCUCGUCCCCAAAGGAAGAUACCCCAGCGUCUCAUGGGUCCUGCAUUCGGUGACAGUCCAGCUGCAUUCCUCCUCUGCUUCUGUUUUUGUCGUCUCAUUAUUCUACAACUUAGGAAAUAAAUUUUAAAGAAAGCA
Messenger RNA from Rhinolophus ferrumequinum (greater horseshoe bat), 2138 nucleotides. It is a transcript of the gene TSPAN32, whose product is annotated as tetraspanin 32. NCBI's taxonomy places the organism in Eukaryota, Metazoa, Chordata, Mammalia, Chiroptera, Rhinolophidae. The record is from RefSeq and is a predicted model, not a curated record. Gene Ontology annotation, cellular component: membrane. Bases 36 to 1058 code for a protein of 340 amino acids. The transcript is spliced from 9 exons.